GCUGCGCAAGCACUAAUGGCAGGCUUAGCACCCAAAACAAAGGUUCUUAGAGAUGGAAAAUGGAGUGAGGAAGAAGCAGCAAUUUUGGUUCCUGGAGAUGUGAUUAGUAUUAAGCUUGGAGAUAUUAUUCCAGCAGAUGCUCGUCUUUUGGAGGGUGACCCUCUUAAAAUUGAUCAAUCUGCUCUAACUGGUGAAUCUCUGCCCGUAACCAAGAACCCUGGAGAUGAAGUUUUCUCUGGGUCAACCUGCAAGCAAGGGGAAAUAGAGGCUGUUGUCAUUGCUACUGGGGUUCGUACCUUCUUCGGGAAGGCUGCUCACCUUGUUGACAGCACCAACCAAGUGGGGCACUUCCAAAAGGUACUGACGGCCAUCGGGAACUUCUGCAUAUGUUCAAUUGCCGUGGGAAUGACAGUAGAGAUAAUAGUGAUGUACCCAAUUCAGCGCCGAAAGUACAGGGAUGGUAUUGACAAUCUGUUGGUUCUCCUUAUUGGAGGAAUUCCUAUUGCCAUGCCAACAGUCCUGUCAGUGACGAUGGCAAUUGGAUCCCACCGACUGUCUCAACAAGGUGCGAUUACCAAGAGGAUGACAGCUAUCGAAGAGAUGGCUGGGAUGGACGUCCUUUGCAGUGAUAAGACAGGGACUCUUACACUUAACAAGCUUACAGUAGACAAGAACCUGAUUGAGGUAUUUGCAAAGGAUGUAGACAAGGAUGGUGUAAUAUUGCUCGGUGCUAGAGCUUCCCGGGUUGAGAAUCAGGAUGCAAUUGAUGCCUGUAUUGUUGGAAUGUUAGCUGAUCCGAAGGAGGCUAGAGCUGAUAUCACGGAGGUCCAUUUCUUACCUUUUAAUCCUGUGGACAAGCGAACAGCAAUAACAUACGUGGACUCCAAUGGUAACUGGCAUCGAGUCAGUAAAGGUGCACCAGAGCAGAUAAUUGAUCUCUGCAAGGUUAGGCAAGAUGUAAAGAAAAAAGUCCAUGAUAUUAUUGAUAAGUUUGCUGACCGCGGUCUACGCUCCCUAGCAGUUGCCAAACAAACUGUGCCAGAGAAAACGAAGGAUAGUGCUGGAGAACCCUGGCAAUUUGUAGGCCUGUUACCUCUUUUUGAUCCCCCAAGGCAUGAUAGUGCAGAGACCAUCAGGCGAGCACUUAACCUCGGAGUCAACGUCAAGAUGAUUACUGGAGACCAGUUAGCUAUAGGCAAGGAGACAGGUCGCCGCCUAGGAAUGGGCACUAACAUGUAUCCCUCCUCCUCACUCCUAGGCCAGCACAAGGAUGAAUCAAUUGCUGCUCUCCCUAUUGAUGAGCUAAUUGAGAAGGCCGAUGGCUUCGCUGGCGUCUUUCCUGAGCACAAGUACGAGAUUGUGAAGAGGCUACAAGAAAGGAAGCACAUAUGCGGGAUGACUGGUGAUGGUGUGAAUGAUGCACCAGCUUUGAAGAAGGCAGACAUUGGAAUUGCUGUUGCUGAUGCAACUGAUGCUGCCCGAGGCGCAUCUGACAUAGUACUUACGGAGCCAGGGUUGAGUGUGAUUGUCAGUGCUGUCUUAACAAGCAGAGCGAUCUUCCAGAGAAUGAAAAAUUACACCAUUUAUGCAGUCUCAAUUACAAUCCGUAUUGUGCUGGGUUUUCUGUUGCUUGCUCUUAUAUGGAAGUAUGAUUUCUCACCUUUCAUGGUGUUAAUCAUUGCCAUAUUGAAUGAUGGAACCAUCAUGACCAUCUCUAAAGAUAGGGUGAAGCCAUCUCCCGUACCUGACUCCUGGAAGCUCAAGGAGAUUUUUGCUACUGGCGUUGUUCUUGGAACCUACUUAGCUGUUAUGACUGUUGUUUUCUUCUGGGCUGCACAUAAAACCGACUUCUUCUCGGUAAGCUUUUAUGUUAAAUCAAAAGGAUAUCACCACGUGACUUCACAGGACAAAUUUGGCGUGAGGUCAAUUAGGAACAAUCCUGAUGAGCUUACAGCAGCUGUCUACCUCCAAGUGAGUAUUGUGAGCCAGGCACUCAUCUUUGUUACUCGAUCUCGCAGUUGGUCAUACAUUGAACGCCCAGGUCUCCUGCUUAUGUCAGCCUUCGUUGCUGCACAACUGAUUGCAACUCUCCUAGCUGUCUAUGCAAAUUGGGGUUUUGCGAGAAUACACGGCAUCGGCUGGGGAUGGGCUGGUGUUAUAUGGCUGUACAGCAUUAUCUUUUAUAUCCCUCUAGAUAUUCUCAAGUUCAUCAUCCGAUAUGCACUGAGCGGCAGGGCUUGGGAUAACUUACUGCAGAAUAAGACGGCUUUCACAACAAAGAAAGAUUAUGGAAAAGAAGAAAGAGAGGCUCAGUGGGCAAGGGAUCAACGCACGUUGCACGGCCUCCAGCCACCUGAAACAACUGAAAUCUUUAAGGAUAAAAACAACUAUGCAGAGCUGUCCGAAAUUGCUGAACAGGCUAGAAAACGUGCUGAGGUUGCAAGGUUAAGAGAGCUUCACACCCUCAAGGGGCAUGUUGAAUCAGUGGUCAAACUUAAGGGGCUCGACAUCGAGACAAUUCAACAGCACUACACUGUUUGAUUAAUGCUAGUGAAGUUUUAGCCGAUGACUGCAUUUUUAAUAGGCAUUGACUAUAGAGAUAGAAAGAGGAACUAUAUUGAUUGCACUAUUAUUAUUCUGUUUUCAUUAGAAGCCACUGGGGAAUAAUACAGCAAGAAAUUGCUUCAGGCAAUCAUGGAUAGAUCAAUGGA
This is a messenger RNA of Eucalyptus grandis, 2711 nucleotides long. Its product is annotated as ATPase 9, plasma membrane-type. The record is from RefSeq and is a predicted model, not a curated record. Gene Ontology annotation, molecular function: P-type proton-exporting transporter activity; ATP hydrolysis activity; ATP binding. Lineage: Eukaryota; Viridiplantae; Streptophyta; Magnoliopsida; Myrtales; Myrtaceae. The transcript has 12 exons. Gene Ontology annotation, biological process: proton export across plasma membrane; regulation of intracellular pH. Gene Ontology annotation, cellular component: plasma membrane. Bases 16 to 2541 code for a protein of 841 amino acids.